Messenger RNA from Cygnus olor (mute swan), 661 nucleotides. Its product is annotated as group IIE secretory phospholipase A2-like. NCBI's taxonomy places the organism in Eukaryota, Metazoa, Chordata, Aves, Anseriformes, Anatidae. Gene Ontology annotation, molecular function: calcium ion binding; phospholipid binding. Gene Ontology annotation, biological process: lipid catabolic process; arachidonate secretion; negative regulation of T cell proliferation. The annotation marks the transcript as partial. The transcript is spliced from 3 exons. The record is from RefSeq and is a predicted model, not a curated record.
UUCGGGGAGUUUUGGGGUGGAGGGUCGGGUGGGGGGCUUCGUUCCGGUGCUCCUAACAGCAGGUCUCCAGUCGCAGGGCUGGCCCCCGUGGACGGCGGCGUGGUUCAGUUUGCUAGGAUGAUUAAGCUGAAGACGGGUAAGAACCCGCUGGCUUACAACGGCUACGGCUGCUACUGCGGCUUGGGGGGAACCAAACAACCUCUGGAUGCGACAGACUGGUGCUGCCAUGCCCACGACUGCUGCUACAGCAGGUUGAAGUCGUCAUCCCCUGGCUGUCAUCCCACCCUGGUCCAUUACACGUUCUAUCUCCAGGGAGGCCGGAUAGUCUGCGAACCUGGAAAUUUCUGCCAAAAAACAGCCUGCGAGUGCGACAAGGCAGCAGCAGAGUGCUUCAAGAGGAACCUCGGGACCUACAACAAAAGCUACGACAAUUACCCGAACUUACGGUGCAAGGGCUCACGUCCCCGCUGCUAGAGAAGCCAGCCUUGAAAUCAGAUGGAAAUGCUCUAAAUUGAGAUUUCUUCUCCUGCAGUGAGAUGAAGUAAGGCACAGCUCUGGCCCCACUGCACCAAAAUGUCAUUUGGAGGCCAGUCCCUGAACAUGCACACAAGGAAAGCCCACCCACUCCUUGUAAUUCAAUAAAUCGUGAAAAAAAAAAAAA